UAAUCAUUCUCUCUCUGCGUGUCUGUGGUUUCGUUGCUUUAUUUAUCUGGGGACAGAUCUUCUUCUCCUCUUACUUCGCAAUCUCCCAUCGCCCACACAAAUUCUCUCUCUCUCUCUCUCAGACUCUGAUCAGUCUCCUCGCUCUGUUUGUGUAAACACAGAUUCCGAAUAGAUUUGCAAACUUGCAUGGAUGGAUCCUUCAAACGCCCAACAACAGCAGGCCAUGUCUAGCCAGUCACUAGAAGAUGUGUUGGCUUGUCCAAAACCACAGCAAGAGCGAAGAAUUAGGCCACAACCAGAACACGCUCUCAACUGCCCUAGAUGCGAUUCCACCAACACCAAAUUCUGUUACUACAACAACUAUAGUCUUUCACAGCCAAGGUACUUCUGCAAGGCAUGUAGAAGGUAUUGGACCAAAGGAGGAACUCUAAGAAAUGUUCCAGUUGGGGGAGGUUGCAGGAAGAACAAACGAUCCUCCUCCUCCUCAUCAUCAUCAGCAAAACGGACACAAGACCAAUCCCUUACUACAACAAAUUCUAACCCACUCUCUACCCUCCCAUCCUUAGCUUAUGAUUCCAAUGACCUCACUCUUGCCUUUUCUAGGCUUCACAAACAACCAACUCGGCAGUUAGGUUUUGAUGACCAUGAGAAUUCUAUUCUGGGAAACCCUAAUUCCACCCACUGUGACAUCCUUGGAAACCCUGAUACCACAACCACUUCAACUCCUGGUUUUAUUGAUGCACUUAGAAGUGGGUUUCUUGAUACUUCCUCAAAUGGGUUUCAUAAUUUCUAUUAUGGGUUGGGGAAUGGAAACCAGCUUGGAGACUUAGAAGGUAGUGGUGGUGGUGGUAGUGCCGCCAGCUGCGGCGGCUCCGGUGGUAACGUCGGAGGUGGUGAGAUGGUGUUCCCUUAUGAGGAAAUUGGUGGUGCAACGAUCAAACAAGAGUUCUGCAAAGGCAAAGAUGGAGAGAAUAGAAUCUUGUAUGGGUUUCCAUGGCAAGUUGGUGGAGAUGGAAAUAUGGGUGGUCUGACUCUGGAUUCAGCUGGUGGGAGAGAGAGCUGGAAUGGACUUGGUUCUUCUUGGCAUGGACUUGUUAAUAGCCCUUUGAUGUAGUAAAUCAUCUUCAAUGGUUUGAUGGUUUGUAAAAGCCCAUUCAAACAU
This is a messenger RNA of Telopea speciosissima, 1162 nucleotides long. Its product is annotated as dof zinc finger protein DOF3.2-like. The record is from RefSeq and is a predicted model, not a curated record. Gene Ontology annotation, molecular function: DNA-binding transcription factor activity; DNA binding. Lineage: Eukaryota; Viridiplantae; Streptophyta; Magnoliopsida; Proteales; Proteaceae. Bases 191 to 1114 code for a protein of 307 amino acids. The transcript is spliced from 3 exons. Gene Ontology annotation, biological process: regulation of DNA-templated transcription.